Molecule: messenger RNA, 1371 nt
Organism: Symbiodinium sp. CCMP2592
Lineage: Eukaryota; Dinophyceae; Suessiales; Symbiodiniaceae
Source: the annotation of a GenBank genome assembly
AUGUCAGUCGUCCCUGAGAAGUCGGAUGGCUACCCGCUUGGCACAGACGAGGGCGUGAUGCCGAAGGUCACAGAGACUACCCGUAGAGAUCCCAAGCCUCACUGGAGCCACGUGGUCAAGUCCGAGAACGCAGACUUGAAGGUUGAAAACCGUGAGCUCAAGCAGUUGGUGCUUCAGCUGAAGGGUCGUCUUCACAAACACAAGCGCCUAAGUCCCGGAGGUGAUGAUGGCGACGACAACGACGACGGAGAUGAUGACGGAGACGACGGCAGUCCCAACAGCAGUGACUUCAGUGAGCUGGACUACAUCUUCAUCACCGUUGAGUUCCCCUCCCCGCACUUCAAUAUCAAGCGCGAGGUCUACUUCGUUCACAAGCACUCCACCGUGUCUGACCUGAAGCUCAAGAUCCUUGGUCAUUGUGAGGUCUUCACGCAACACCCUGCUCACUUUGCGUUGUUCCGUGGCGAUAUGCCGUUGGACGAUUUGGAGUUCGUCUACUUGGAGAUGAAGGAGCGUGACGUGCUGAAGUUUGAGAUGUUGACCCCCGAGUGGUACACCCCUACCAACGAGGACUUCAUCACCGUCUACGUCAAGGUCUUCACCAACACCGAGAACGACAUCCGCAAGGAGAUUGAGAUCAACAAGUUCUUUACGUGCAGGGACUUUGUCUAUUACGUGGCGGGGCUCUUUGACCUGAAGAAGUUCUACCACGGCGACAUCACCUUGAGCUGUGAUGAUACAGUGGGAGGGGGAGAUAUGAUGUUCAAUGAUCGCGACAUCCUUGACGUGAUGGAUGGCGGUUGGAAGCUUGACGAGUGGUGUGUGAAGGAUGGACACACUUUGAACAUCAAGUUUGGAGGACGUGGUGGCACUCGUGGCACAAAGCCGACGGUCAAGGACAGAGCCAACAAGCAUAAGACGAACCUCGGCAACAUCGCGCAGGGUAUUGACCGGUCUACCUUGUCUGGUGUUGGUGGUAUGGACGGGUUGGAGGAUCGUCUCAACGCUUUCGUGGUGAGCGCGGAGGCGGACGCGGAACAGGCGAUCCUUCAGCACUGCGUCGGCAUGAGCCCCGAUACCAUCAACCGCAUGUAUGACAUGGCUUUUGGCAAAGGUGGCACCAACGAGGGCAAGAUUGACGACAUCUCCUUUCACUUCUUCGGGCUGGGCAGUAUGAAGGCUACGAUCGGUAUCAACCUUGCUGUUGCCAACCUCGGCGCUACCGGAUUGGUGGGCUUCAAGAAAGUCAUGGAGCGUGUGAAGUUCAUCAAGAUGGGAGAAACGACGAGAAGCACAUCAUCAAUCCUCGGUGUCUACCAUACCGCCGUGAACACGCUGAUCCACCUCUACCUCUGCCAGUGCCUUGGUUAA